Messenger RNA from Entrophospora candida, 213 nucleotides. The record is from the annotation of a GenBank genome assembly. NCBI's taxonomy places the organism in Eukaryota, Fungi, Glomeromycota, Glomeromycetes, Entrophosporales, Entrophosporaceae.
CAUUUAAAAAUGGCAAAUAAAUAUUGGUAUAAACAACUAACAGAAAAUAAUAUUAAUUAUAAAUUGUUCUCUCGACAAAAUCAAUCUGUUUUCAUUCGUGAUGAUUCAUAUCAAUUGAAUGCAAUGGAAGUACAUCAAGAUUUAAACAGUCCAUAUAUAUUAUGGCUAAAAACCCCUAAAGGCAUGGAUCCUGAUUUAGAAAGUGAAGACAAA